Molecule: messenger RNA, 1971 nt
Organism: Recurvomyces mirabilis
Lineage: Eukaryota; Fungi; Ascomycota; Dothideomycetes; Mycosphaerellales; Teratosphaeriaceae
Exons: 1
Coding region: 1-1971 (656 amino acids)
Biological process (GO): regulation of DNA-templated transcription
Molecular function (GO): DNA-binding transcription factor activity, RNA polymerase II-specific; zinc ion binding
Source: RefSeq, a predicted model, not a curated record
AUGGUCUAUCGUGGCAAGCCAAGUGCAGGCUGCGAGAAUUGUCGUAAAGCCAAGAAGCGGUGUACUCUCGAACAGCCAUCAUGCGCACGAUGCGUCAAGCUGCGAAAGGACUGUUCUGGUUACCGAGAUACAAGAGCGCUCCAGAUCCAGGACGAGAGCGAAGCAGUACGAAGGAGAGCAACUAAGCCAAAGGCACGACAACCAGCAGCAAUACCUACGCCACAACCACUGGCCUUUGACGAUGGAAUGCUUGCUAGCAUCCCGACACCAGCACUGACAACGUCGGACUCCUCUUCUGGAGACGACGAUAUUUUUGAGCUGCCGCCACAUAACUUUGACCUCGACCUGGACCUUUUAGAUCCAGCACUUUUCGAUCCACAAGACCUGGAGAGUCUUGCUCUGGUGACAGCCUCACCACGAAUACCAUUCGCCAUCAGACCCACAGCCGACGAUGUAGCGACGACACACUUCUUCACCACUUUCACCGCGCAAGGUCAUUGGGACUUUCUCAAACUCUUUCAAGCGAAAUCAAAACUUGAUCCAUGUCUGAACCUCGCAAUUCGUGCCUGCGGCAUGGCUGCUCUGACAAAUGUCGAACAUAUCAGUAUAGGACCAGAGUAUGCCCGCGGGAUGUAUGUCGAAGCUCUCGGCCUUCUCAAUUCUGCUCUACGCGACCCAAAACGCUCGAAAUCAGAUGAAUCGCUUCUUGCAGUAGCUAUGUUAGGCUAUUACGAGAACCUCGUGUGCGAUUCGAAGGAGAGCAUACAAAGUUGGAAAGCUCACAUCGCCGGCGCCACUUCGCUGCUAAGGUUACGAGGACCAGAACAAUUCAACACUCUUGUUGGUCGCAUCCUCUUCCGAGAAACGAGAGCGCAAAUUCUCAUCACUUGUAUCUGGGAUGAUCUGGAGCCGCCUGCCUUCAUGUGGGAUUGGCAGCCGCAACUCGAAGCACUGAGUCCGGAAAAGUAUUUCUCUGGGCCCGCCGAUUCCCUGACAGAAAUCUGCUUCGACUUCGCUAGAGUUCGUGCCAGGAUCGAGCGGAAAACUAUGACCGAUUCUGAAGCACUCGCAGCGUGUAACGAGAUUGACCGACGGAUGAUGCAGUGGAGUGAAGAUACCCUAGCCGCGGGUGGAGUAUGGGCAUGGAAGGCCAUUGAAGUGCCAGAUAGUCCGAACAUUUGGAACGGGAUCGUGCAUGAGUUCCAAGGUCCGCCAGCUCCACAGGUCUGGAACACAUUCAGGAGUAUCCGCAUCCUCGUUACACGAUCUCAAGAAUGGCUUUGCAAACGAUUUGAAUUUACGCCUGCAGAGCGAGCAGAACAGACAAUCUACUUUCGGAAGGUACGACGCCAGAUGACAGACGAGAUCUGUGCUGGUGUGCCACAUCAACUCGGCCAUACGAAAGCAGAGCAGAUGCCUUCGUCCGCACUUAUGUCCGCAUACGCAGCCAUCUGGCCCAUCUUCUUUGCCGGCACUUGCGCACUGGAGAGGCUCGGACACACGCAGUGGGAAUCUUUCAAUCAGUCGCCAGAAGAAGUGAUCAAGCAGUCUCCACAAUCGGCUGCUGCUGCACAAGCAGCAUGGCUACUGAGUCGGCUAGACUACAUCUCCAACUCCGUCGGUCUACGCUGGGCAUCGGGUAUCGCGUCAGCAUUACGUGGCGACUUCACGCUUCACUCGGAUCUGACACCCGACGAUAUCGAAGCUCCGGGCUGGAUGAGACGGAGAAGAUUAGCGGAGCUUGAGCAGGCGAAGCAGGAUAUCAAUCUUCUAUCCUCUCUGGACGCUCAAGGUGGGAAGUUGCCGGAUCAGGAGACCAUAGACCGAUUGUCCAAGCUCGACCGUAUGGAUCAUGCUGGGCUGUUGUUUGAGACCAAAAUGACGGAUAGGAUCAAACCUGCUGGUACUGGUGGCAUGUGGACUACACAACCACAUUCUGGACAUGAAGGGGAUCUCGAGAUGCUUGUUUAG